Molecule: messenger RNA, 1964 nt
Organism: Sipha flava (yellow sugarcane aphid)
Lineage: Eukaryota; Metazoa; Arthropoda; Insecta; Hemiptera; Aphididae
Product: synaptic vesicle glycoprotein 2C-like
Exons: 11
Coding region: 64-1656 (530 amino acids)
Biological process (GO): transmembrane transport
Cellular component (GO): membrane
Molecular function (GO): transmembrane transporter activity
Source: RefSeq, a predicted model, not a curated record
AUACUUAUUAGUUUCUCUUCAUCUUUUGUGCAUCAAUAGGAUUGUAGUUUUAUUACAUCAAAAAUGGAUCACCGUACAGUACCAAGUUUGGAUUUCUUGGACAACAAUUCGGUUCUUGAGCACGCCAUAACAUGCGCAGGAUUCGGAAAAUUCCACUUUUCCUUGUUGGCUCUAUGCGGUCUCAUAAUUAUGAACGGUUCCACAUCAGUGGGAGUUUUAUCUUUCAUACUGCCAUCUGCUCAAUGCGACUUCAGCAUGAGCUCGUCGUACAAAGGACUGUUAAACGCCAUACCGUCAGUGGGCAUGCUCUUUGGAGCUUACUUUUGGGGAAGCCUGGCAGAUGUGAAUGGUAGAAAAAUAACUCUAAUUGAGUCAUUGCUAAUGGACGGACUGUUCAGUAUCGCCUCCAGUUUUCUCACUUUCUACUGGCCGUUUUUGAUCUGUCGCUUCUUUAGCGGUUUCGGAAUUUCCGGAUAUUUGGGCAUUUGUUACUCGUACUUGGGCGAAUUUCUACCGAAGAUCUACCGAGGAAAAGUGCUGUCCUGUUUGGAAAUGUUUUGGACCGCGGGCAUCAUAUUAGCGCCACUGGUCGCGUGGGGCAUCAUCCCGUUGUCGGCCGACUUCGCUUUCGGCGCUUUCCGGUACUCAUCUUGGAACAUGUUUCUGACGCUGUGCUCGUUGCCGAGCUUCCUGUUGCCCCUGUGGCUUACCCGGUUCCCGGAAAGCCCGAAAUUCCUAAUGGAGCACGGUGAUUUUGAUGAGGCUCUCGAUUGUUUGAGGCACAUCUACACGCUGAACACGGGAAAACCCGGACACGAGUAUCCUUUAAAAAGCCUCGUCAACAACGGAACCAUGUACACCGGUAUCGGUGAACUAUCAGAAAUGUCGCUUAACCAAUCGAAGACCAAAAUAUCCAUGGAUCUAAAGGAUUUGGCGACCAAGAUGUGGUGUCAGACCAAAGAGCUGUUCAAACCACCGCACUUGAGAAACACGGUACUCACGUGUCUCAUACAGUUCGGACUGACAUCAAGUUACUACGCAUUGGCGAUGUGGUUGCCGGAGUUGUUCAACAGAUUCGAGAAAUUCGAAACCGAACAUCCGGACAUGAACGCGUCCAUGUGUCAAGUGUCAUCCGUGUACAUCGAACAGGGCGGUGCGUUAAACACGACCGAUUUGUGUGGGUCGGCUAUAGGAGAAUCCGUGUACACGCACACCCUAUGGAUCGGUAUAGCGUGCAUUCCUUCGUCGUUGUUGAUGCCUCUGUGUGUGCACCGACUUGGAGCCAAGUUUUUCUUAGUAAUGAGUCUGUUGAUGUCCAGCGUCGCGGCCGCUGCGUUGUACUUCGUAAAGAAUUCUUUGCAGAACCUCAUACUGUCGUGCAUCUAUGAAGCAUUCUGUGGCCUAGGGAUUAAUGCAUUAUUGUGCAUCGGAGUCGAUCUGUUUCCGACCAACAUAAGAGUGAUGGCGGCUGCGGCAUCGACGACGGUAGGCCGUCUCGGAUCGUUGUUUGCCAACAUUAUAUUCGGACUACUCAUAGACUCACAUUGCUUCUUGCUCAUCAUCAUAUUCAGCUCACUAUUAUUAUUGAGCAGUUUCCUAGCUUUGGCACUUCCGCGUGGAGAUAGUAAAAACUUAGACAAGCUUGAUCACGCGUGAACACACUUCACACAUCCAACGAGCCUGCCCGGUACACGAAAAAAUAUAGUGUGGUACGUGUACACGAAUAGUCAUGACAACAUUUAUGAGACAAGGAAAUUAAAAGUAUGAAAAUGCUGGUUUGUGUUUAAACAUAAAAACAAAGGAUAAAAAUAUUAAAACAAAAUUAUUAUUGUAUUGUACAUAAUGGCGGACUGGACAACCGGCAUACCUGGAAAAUUCCCGGUGGGCCGCUGCUCGUAUAAAAUAUAUACUUAUUAAUAUUAUUAAUGAUGACAGUGGAAAAAAUGUUUUAUAUAGCAUUGAUA